AUGAUUAAAGGAAUGCAGUUUACAAAAAGAGCAGAAGAUAUAAUUAGUAAAGCUAAAGAUAAGGCAGUAGCAAUGAGAAUUAAUAUUAUUUCUCCCAUAAUAGUAUUAUCAGCAAUGUUAGAUGAAGUAAGUGAAAUAAGAGCAACUAAACAAUUAGACGGUAAUAUCAUUAAAAAUUUAAUUUCAAUAGUUGAUAAAUUUUUAAGUCAGUAUGUUAGAAGUAGAAAUAUAGUAACUGAUAUAGGAUUUGAUUAUGAUAUGACUAAAUUAUUGACAGAGGCACAAAAUCUUACUAAUGGGGAAUUUAUAAGUAUAGAUCUAUUAUUACUAUUAUGUCUAAGAUAUUUAGAUAAUGUAUCAACUGAGGGUAAAAAAGAUAUAAAAGAAGCUAUAAAAGUAUCAGAAGAUGUUGUUAAAAUGUCAACUUAUAAUUCACCAAGUUCAGAUGAUCCUGAUGAUAAGAUGACUAAAUUUGCAGUUGAAAUGGUAUUACUUGCUAAACAGAAUAAACUUGAUCCAGUGAUUGGUAGAGAUAAUGAGAUAAGACAAAUAUUUGAAAUAUUGGGUAAGAAAACUAAAAGUAAUGUAAUAAUGGUAGGUAAACCAGGAGUUGGUAAAACUGCAAUUAUAUCUGGUAUUGCUCAACUCAUAGCUAAGAUGGACGUUAAUGGUAAGAAUAUGAUGGCUAAGAAGAAAAUUUAUAAUGUUGACAUUGGAUCAAUGGUAGCAGGAUCUGAAUAUAGAGGAGCAUUUGAACAGAGAUUGAAAGAUUUAAUUAAGGAAACAGAAUCAAGUGAAGAUGCAAUAUUAUUCAUUGAUGAGAUACACAUUGUGUUAGGUGCUGGAUCUGGAGGUAAAGGAGCAAUGGAUGCAGCAAAUAUACUUAAACCAGCAUUAGCAAAUGGUAAAAUUAAAUGUAUUGGUGCAACUACUUUUGAUGAGUAUAGAAAGUAUGUUCAAAAGGACCCAGCAUUUGAAAGAAGAUUUGUUAAAAUUGAUAUAAAAGAACCAUCAAUAGAAGAUACAACAACAAUACUUAGAGGAUUAAGAGACUCAUUAGAAUUACAUCAUGGUAUUAAGAUUAGUGAUAGAGCUUUAGUGUAUGCAGCAAGUGUUUGUAAGAAGUAUAUUCCUGGUAGAAGAUUACCAGAUUUAGCUAUUGAUUUAAUUGAUACUGCAUGUUCAUCAACUGCUAUAAGUUUAAGUUCUGAACCACCUGAGAUACAUGCAUUAAUGAAUAUUCAAUGGAGUCGUGAACUUGAAAGAACCAGUCUUAAAUUAGAUCUUGAUAGAAUAAAUGCUAAGAUAAUUAAUGAAAGUGGACUUUUUGAUGAAAAUCAAAAACUUAAACAAAGUUUAGAAAAAAGAUUAAAAGAAGUAGAAAAAUUGAUUGAAAAAGAUUCUGUUAAAAUUGAUGAACUUUAUGAUCAAUUCUAUAAAGAUAAAGAUUAUAUUUUUAAAGCUAAAGAGAUGAGAAAAAGAAUUGAAAAUACUAAACAUAAAAUAGAGUUAGCUAGAAGACAGAAUGAUACAAUGACUGUAUUAGAUUUAACUCAAAAUGUUUUACCUAUUUAUGAAAAUAAAUUAAAAGCUAUUGAAGAUCAAGGAGAAAUGAUUGAACCACAACAUGUAGCAGAAGUUAUUUCAAGACUCAGUAAAAUUCCAGUAAGUAAAUUAAAAGUAAAUGAUUCAGAAAAAUUACUUGAUAUGGAAAAUGUUAUUAAAAGUAAGAUAUUUGGUCAGGAUGAAGCAAUUAGUGUUGUUUGUGAUUCAAUUAUCAGUAACAGACUUGGUUUGAAUGAUCAAAAUAAACCAAUUGGAUCAUUUUUAUUUGUUGGUCCUACUGGUGUUGGUAAAACUGAAUUGAGUAAGCAAAUUUGUAAAGAAUUAAAUGACACUAUUGAAAAUAUGGUUAUGAUUGAUAUGAGUGAUUAUUCUACUGAAAUAUCUUUAACUAAGUUAAUUGGUGCUCCUGCUGGUUAUGUCGGUUAUGAUGAGGGUGGUUCAUUAACUGAACCUGUUAAGGAAAUGCCUUAUAAUGUUGUUUUGCUUGAUGAGGUUGAUUUGGCACAUCAAAGAAAUUUAAAUAUUCUUUAUCAAAUGCUUGAUGAGGGUCGUAUUACUGAUGGAAGAGGUGAUAAAGUUUCUUUUAGGAAUUGUGUAAUUAUUAUGACUACUAAUUUAGGUGCUGAGUAUGUUAAUGAUCCUGAUAAAUUAGAAAAUAUUUUAGUUUCCAGAUUUGGUCAUCCUUUGAUCAAUAGAAUUGAUAAUAUUAUCCCAUUUAGGAAAUUAGAUUAUUAUGCACUUAAAUCAAUUCUUUUGUAUGAAAUUGAUGAGUUUAAUAGAAAAUUAAUUAGUAAAAAUCUUAAAGUAGUUGUUAGUUCUUAUGUAAUUAAUACAGCAGUAGUUAAAGCAAGUGAAAGUAAGUUUGGUGGUAGAAUCCUUAAGAGAUUUAUUAAAGAUAAUUUUAUUAGAACUAUUUCUAAAUUAGCACUUGAGUUUAAUAAUAAUGAUAAUCUUAAAAUUAUUCAUAUAAAUCAUAUUAAUGAAAAUGUUGAUGCUACUAAUGCUAUUCAAAAUGAUGAAUUAAUAUUUAAAAUUGAAUAA
Hepatospora eriocheir is the source of this 2607-nucleotide messenger RNA. The record is from the annotation of a GenBank genome assembly. NCBI's taxonomy places the organism in Eukaryota, Fungi, Microsporidia, Hepatosporidae.